Closterium sp. Yama58-4 is the source of this 3618-nucleotide messenger RNA. The record is from the annotation of a GenBank genome assembly. Lineage: Eukaryota; Viridiplantae; Streptophyta; Zygnematophyceae; Desmidiales; Closteriaceae.
AUGCCACCGUCCGCAUUUUCUUCGGCCACAGGGUCUGGGGAGGCGUUGUCCGCUGGUAUGACCCGGUUUGAGCACGAGGCAACGGGGGGUGCAACGGAGCGCACAAUACAGGACACAGCAGUAGUGGUGGGGGGGGCGAUUCAAGACAAGGCGGUUGCGGUGGGCAGCACAAUACAGGACACGGCCGUGGUGGUAGGCAGCAGGAUUCAGGGCAAAGCGGUGGAGCUGCAGGAGAGAGCGGUGGAGGUGGGUACGAGCAUCCAGGACAGGGCGGUGGAGGUGAGCAGCACGCUGCAGGACGUGGUGUCGGAGGUGGGGCAGGUGGUGACUGAGGUGGGCGUGACUAUACAGGAGAAGCAGCAGGAGAUCGCCAAGGUGGUGCAGCACACGGCGGAGGACGUGGAGAGGAGCCUCCCGCCCCCCGCGCAGGGGGCGCUGAGGACAGCGGGGUGGGGCGUGCAGGCGGUGGUGAGCGUGGUGGCGCCCGUGCUGGAGCGCAUCCCCGUGACCAAGGGGCAGCUGGCGGGCGCGGCCGUGGUGGUGGUGCUGUUCAUCAAGGCCGUGGAGCAGUGGUGGUACCAGUUCCAGCAGGACUCACGUGGCUCGAUGCACUUUGACAUACCGGAGCGCAUCCGAGUGGAGGCGCCGUCGCCGCUGCCGCCCCCGGUGCCGGUGGCGUCCACGCGGCAGCAGGUGGACGUGCGGCGCAAGGAGCCCAUGGAAUGGGUCAACAUGCUGCUCCGCAAGGUGUUCCGCAUAUACCGCACGGGGUUAGAACGGUGGAUGGUGGGCAUCCUGCAGCCGCUGAUCGAUGAGGCGCCCAAGCCACGCGGCGUGCAGCGUGUGCGCAUCAAGCAGUUCUUCCUGGGGGACGAGCCGCCCUCGCUCCGGUCCAUCGAGAGGCGCACCUCCCGACGCGGCAACGACCUGCAGUACCACGUGGGGGUGCGGUACACAGGAGGCAUGCGCAUGCUGCUCGAGGUCCCAGUGGACAUCAGCAUGGGCCUGUCAGCCAUCCCGCUGACAGUGCCCAUCCCGGUGGGAGUGCGCAGCUUUGACGUGGACGCGGAGGUGUGGGUGCGGCUGAAGCUCAUCCCCGUGGAGCCGUGGGUGGGCGCGCUCACGUGGGCCUUCGUGUCCAUGCCCAAGGUCAAGCUCACGCUCGCGCCCUUCCGCGUCGCUUUGCUAACGGAGGAGCUGCCGGCGCGCUUCCUGCGGCCCAACAGCAAGGAGGUGGAUCUGCUGAAAGACCGCCCGCUGCCGGCCGACCCCGAGCAGCGCGAGUUCCGCGAGGGGCAGGUGGCGGGCGCCACACUGGGCUUCGCGGGGGAGCUGCAAGUCACCGUCAUCGCCGCCCAGCGCGUCAUCCACCUGCCCCUCGGUACGGCCUCCUUUGUCAUGUUGUGGAGUCACUCGUUUGUAGACUGCUCGUUGCAGUCACACUCGGUGGAGUGCUGGGGCAGCGGGAAGCUCACAGCAAGCCAUGGCGGGUGGAACCCCCCCUCUCACGCCUGUGCCAUCACCCGCUGUCACUCCCCCCACCAACCAGGCGACAGCGACCCGUACGUGGUGUUGGAGUUUGGGGCAGCCGGUGAUUCACAGGCAGCAGCACAACAGCAAGCCAUGGCGGGUGGCCCUCUCCCUCUCACCCCUGUAGCCUCUUUAUCCUUUCCCCCCCUCCCUCCCCCAGGUGACAGCGACCCGUACGUGGUGUUGGAGUUGGGGCAGCAGGUGGCGCGCAGCAAGCGCAACAGCGAGACGUCGCUGGUGGGCCCGGCGGGGUACCCCAUCUGGAACCAGGACUUCGUGCUCCUCGUGCUCGACCCCUCCCUGCAGCGCCUCUCCGUCACGCUCAGGGGCUCACUCGGACUCUUCUACGUUGACUUUGGCCACGGCUCGGUGCGGCUGGACUCACUCCAGGACACGGUACCAACGGACGUGUGGGUGCCGCUGCGCCUGCGCCUGCCGCUGGGGCGGAAGGCGUGCGGGCGGGUGAAGAUGCGCCUCACGUACAAGGCAUUCGUUGCAGAGGACGACCAACAGGACGUGGAGACCUUCGACCAGCCCUACAGUGAGGCGGAGAGUGAUGGUGAGGGCGCUGACGCGCUCGCUACCAUUUCCCGCCUUCGGAAGUUUGUUGCUGACGUGGCGGACUCCGCUGCUCCGCCGGAGCUGAUGAGGAUCCUGGAGAAUGUGAGGGUGGGCGAGAUCCCACGUGUCGUUGACCUGGAGCGACUCAGCACUGACGUGGCGAAGCUGUCUGACCUGGCGCGUGCGCUCGAGGUGGCGCUGUUCAAGGACGUGAACCGAUUGUCGGAGCUCCCAAGGCUGUCGGAUCUUCCCAAGAUGAAGGAGUUCUCCGUGCUUGCUGAGCUGGCGAGCCUCCGCGCUGACAUCGAACGGCUGGCGCAGGCGGCUCGUGCGCUGGAGCUGGGCGCUGAGCUGGAGAAGCGCGUGAAGGUGGAUCUGUCGCGCAUCGACCUGGACCUGUCGUCCGUUGAUCUGCCCAAGUGGGACGAAUGGAUGGCUGUGCCGCGCCGCGCCCUGCCCCAGCCCAAGGACCUGGUGGAGCGAUACCGCCUGCUGCUGCCGGAUGCUGAGGCCAGGCGGCGACAGCGGGAGAGAGAGGCGAGUGCGGAGAGAGGGGACGAGGAGGGUGAUGAUGGUGAUGAUUUGGAUGGUGGGAAAGGGGGUAAGGGACAGGGGAGUGGGGAGGGGAGAGGAUGGUGGAGGAAGUGGAGAAGUGGAAGGGGAGGCAUGGAAGGGAAGGGGGGGCGGGGAAGUGCUUCAGGAGCGGUGGGGCGAGGUGAUGAGUUGGGGCGAGGGGAGAGGGGAAGAGGGGGAGUGGAAGGAGGGAAACGGGACAGGGGGAAUGGAAGAGAGCGAGUGAGAGAAGGGAUGCUAAGCGGAGAAGGAAUGGAGGAUGCAAGAGGAGGGGAGAGGCCAUCCGAAGGGAGGAAGAAGAUACGACGGGUGACUCCAGCAGUGGUGGCGGAGGGAGGGGGCAGGAGAGCUGCGGAAAGGAGAAGGGCAGAGGGGCAGCAGGUGGGAGCAGAGGAGGGGGCGUUUGAUUGGAAGGAGGCAUUGCGCGUGUUUGAGGGCGUGUGGGGCAUGAUGGACGGUUCGCCCUCCGUGCUCCCAGGCUCACUCUCCGACCCCCCCGGCUCCUCCACUCCCCGUGCAGCCUCUGCAAGGCAGAUCACGUCUCUGCCGGAUGCCCCGGUGUUGAGUGGGCAGGCGCGCUCAGAUGCCCCUUCUCGCAUGCCCUCUGGUGAUGCGCGCACAGGGGGAGCCGGGGCGGAGGAGGGGAGUGAGGGCGUGGGGGAGGAGAGGGGGGAGCGCGUGGUAGCAGCAGGCAAGUUGAGAGGGAAUGCGGUGGGGGAGGGAGGGGUUGGAGAGGGGCGGGAUGGGAAUGGGAGGGUGGCGGUGAGUGGAGAGAGGCUUGAGAUGCGUGCGAGUGGAGGGGAAGGGAAGUGCGAGGGAGACAGUGGGGUGAGCGGGAAUGGCAGUGUGGCAGAGGGAUUGAUUAGUGCUGAUGUGGAUGGGGAGGAUGCCAGCAUGGCAACACGUGCAGCUGAGUCAGCAGCAGUGCGCAUGGCAGGACGAGGCAAGGGGUAG